AGAGAGAUACGUCAAAACACUUGUUCUUGGUUCUUGUUUGUUUCACUCCCCGUAAAACGUUGUGGAAAAUCAUAAAUAAAACGAUAUUUAUUGUGAAAAAGUGAUAAGAAAACGUUAUCGGUCAAUUUUGUUUACGCGUCCACGAGAUCAGGACACAUCAUCACAAACAAAUCAUAAAUCUAUUGUGUUAGGCCAGUCCGACCAUCUAGAGAAACAUUCCUACCCUACGUGUUACAUUUAUCUAAUUUAUUUGAUUAGUGUAAGAAAGGUUUUAAAGAUGGACACAUUUUCAUCAUACCAAGGUGUGACGAUGGACAACUUCGAUCAGCUGUCGCAAAGCAUCGCCAGCAAUAUACAGAAAAUAUCUCAAAAUGUGUCUGCUAUGUCCAAGAUGGUCAACCAGUUGCAGACUCCACAAGACUCGCCGGAGCUGCGGAAUCAACUGCGUCAGAUCCAGAACUACACGCAGCAGAUGGCCAAGGAUACGUCGAGCGAGCUGAUGCAGCUGAUGCGGGCAGACGCAGCCAGCCCGGCGCGCCGCCUCGCCCGCGACCGGCUCAGCGAUGAGUACAUGGCCACGCUGAAUGCUUUCCAGGCGACGCAACGCGCGGCCGCCCAGAAGGAAAAGGAAGACGUGCGCAAAGUUAAGGCACAGAAUUUCCAAAUUGGGGACCCCUUCGCAGUCUCUGGUGGCAACAACGAGACCCUGAUAGAGAUGGAAGGUGAGACGGCGCGGCAGCAGCAGGCCACGCUGCAGACAGAGAGGGAGCUACGAGACCUGGAGGAGAGGGAGCGGGACGUCAGGCAGCUUGAGAGCGACAUAGUGGACGUGAAUCAGAUCUUCAAGGAGCUGGGCGCCAUGAUCCACGCGCAGGGCGCGGCCGUGGACUCCAUCGAGAGCAGCGUGGAGAUGGCGGCCACGCACGUGCAGCAGGCCACCACCGAGCUCGCUAGCGCCGCCACUUACAAGAAUAAGCUGCGAAAGAAGAAGGUCUAUCUCGCCAUAAUCCUGAUUAUCAUUGUCUCUAUAAUAUUAAUUAUUGUUUUCCACAAUUAAUAAGAUUUCGUAGACGAAUCUAUUCUUAUUUUUGUAUUUCUUUAUAAAGUUGUCCUAAGCAGACAAUGUGAUGUGCUAAUAUUUUUACUGAUUUACUGAAUGGGGUGUUUUGGUACCUACUAAAAGGAAUUAUGGUGUCUAUUACAUAAAUUAUAUUGGAAACUUUUGUGUAUCUAAAAUUCGAUUUAUCUAUUUUUCUAUUGUAUAUGCAUAGUAUUUGUGUAUUUUCUUAAAAAUUAUAGAAUUUUAGUUGGUAUUAAAAGACCCCAAAUAUGUAGUAAGUGUUAGUGCCAGUCGGUGGUGUACUAUUUAAAACUAAUUUCGCCCCAACCGACCAUAUACCUAUUAUUAUGUAUAGCUGUCUAUGUAAACUACCUAUAUCUAGAAUAUUGUAUUUGUGAUUAUGAAAAUAUGUUGUCUGUAGAUUGUGGGAAUCAAAUUUGCACUAAAAUAUUUUGAAUUAUAAUAACUAUGCAUGUACUGUAUAAUGAAUAAUUAAUGUAUUAAAAAGCUAA
Molecule: messenger RNA, 1572 nt
Organism: Plutella xylostella (diamondback moth)
Lineage: Eukaryota; Metazoa; Arthropoda; Insecta; Lepidoptera; Plutellidae
Gene: Syx7
Product: syntaxin 7
Biological process (GO): vesicle-mediated transport; intracellular protein transport; vesicle fusion
Cellular component (GO): SNARE complex; synaptic vesicle; endomembrane system
Molecular function (GO): SNARE binding; SNAP receptor activity
Source: RefSeq, a predicted model, not a curated record